AAUCCUCGGCCCAAAGUCAGCUGACUUUAAUACAACAGAAUGUAUUUAUGUUUAUGAAGAUUCCGACGUAUAUUGCCAGACUGAAAAUGGAACAGAACCAGUACAAGUGGCACUUUUACUGGGACAGGAUUUAUUAGCUCUUGCUGAAAGCGAACAGAACAAUGGGUCUUACCUAUUUCGUAACGUUCAUCUACAAAUAAACGGACUGGCGAGAAGGAAUAUGACAUGUCAGGUUUCAAAUGCAGCCCUUGAAACACCUUACGAAGUGCACGGCAUUCUAUGUAACGUAGAGAAAGGUAGCCAACCCGUUCUAACACUUCCUGAAUUUCUUGAUGGUGAAAGCUCGACAACAAUAUGUGAAGUGCGCAAUGUUAUCCCAGCUCCGGUAAUAGAUAUACAUGUUGGCAAUGUUUUGCUAUCUGAUGUUCAACAAACUGAUAUUUUUAAUGGAUCUUCUCAUACUUAUACAAGCACAGCUAAGGUGACAGCGACUAACAAACUGUGGAAUGGAAAAGAAAUGUGUUGCACCAGGAAAAGUAUUGACGACUUUGGAAUAGCAGAUCAUUCCAUAUGCAAAAACAUCAGUAUCAAAUAUCCGCCGUCGAACAUUUCAAUGUCCGUCAAAACAAUACAACAAAAAUACAACGAUAGUGAUAUCUGUUUCAUAAAUCUUUCUUGUGAAACGAAUGAAUCAAAUCCACCUUGCGCCAUUGAUUGGUCAAGCAACAGGGAUGAUUUAAGAUAUAUUGAUACAUUUAAUGGGACUAUUGGUGAACAUGGGAGUUACCGUUUUGUUUCCAAUGCGAUUUACAUAGUGGCUAACGGCAUGGCUAGGGGAACCAUUACAUGUUCCACAAGAUGCAAUCAUUUCUCAUCCCAUUUAACUCAAAAUUAUACCGUAUCAUUUUCAUGCAGUCAAUCCCAUGACAUUCAGACAUUGUUUUCAACAUUUCGAUUCCCAGUCAACAAUGUACUUAUUGGGGCAGCCGUUUUCUGUGGACUUUGCAUCUUCUUUGCAAUCGGAAGUAAGGAUUGUGUAUCAUUAUCGUAA
Mya arenaria is the source of this 1051-nucleotide messenger RNA. RefSeq lists its product as uncharacterized. The transcript is spliced from 4 exons. Bases 221 to 1051 code for a protein of 276 amino acids. The record is from RefSeq and is a predicted model, not a curated record. Lineage: Eukaryota; Metazoa; Mollusca; Bivalvia; Myida; Myidae.